This is a messenger RNA of Hyla sarda, 4761 nucleotides long. Its product is annotated as zinc finger protein OZF-like. Gene Ontology annotation, cellular component: nucleus. Gene Ontology annotation, biological process: regulation of transcription by RNA polymerase II. NCBI's taxonomy places the organism in Eukaryota, Metazoa, Chordata, Amphibia, Anura, Hylidae. The coding region runs from base 188 to 1777 and encodes 529 amino acids. The transcript is spliced from 3 exons. Gene Ontology annotation, molecular function: DNA-binding transcription factor activity, RNA polymerase II-specific; RNA polymerase II transcription regulatory region sequence-specific DNA binding. The record is from RefSeq and is a predicted model, not a curated record.
UGUAUUCAUUCCCUGUGUGUUCCCUACAGAUCGAGUCAUUGAUAGACAUCCACCCGAGAGGUGUCCCCGUCCUCUGUAUUCCCAGGACUGUCCAGAGGGAAAUGUCCCAGAGAACCAUCAGGAACGCGAUGAUGGAACGAAUAGACUCGGGAAACCUGUAUCGGUGUCGGUGAAUGGUGAAGACUGGAUGAGAGGCUCCCACGGACAUCCCUUUCUAUCUUCUUACAAUGGAGUACAAGACCAUGAAUCACAGAUUGGCAAAAAGGGAACUGAACACAGACCAGGAAAAAUAUUUUCAUGCUGUGAAUGUGGGAAACAGUUUAAAAAGAAAUCUCGUCUUUCCAUGCACAAGAGAAUCCACACAGAUGAAAGGCCAUUUUCGUGUUUAGAAUGUGGAAAAUCUUUUACAUGGAAAUCGGCUCUUAUGGGACAUCAGGCAAUUCACACUGGAGAGAAGCCGUUUUCUUGUUCAGAAUGCGGAAAAGCUUUUACUAGGAAAACACAUCUCAUUGGACAUCAGAGAAUUCACACAGGAGAGAAGCCGUAUUCCUGUUCAGAAUGCGGAAAAUGCUUCAUGCGUAAAGAUUGUCUUGAGAGUCAUCGGAGAAUUCACACAGGGGAGAAGCCAUUUUUAUGCACAGAAUGUGGGAAAUGCUUUACCCAUAAAUCAAAUCUUGGUGAACAUCUGAGAACUCACACAGGGAAGAAGCCAUAUUCAUGUUUGGAAUGUGGGAAAUGUUUUGUGCGUAAAGAUUCUUUUGCGGAACAUCUAAGAACUCACACAGAGGAGAAACUUUUAUCAUGUCCCGAAAAUGUGAACGCUUUAAGUCAGGAUUCACAACAAGGAGUUCAGACAGAAGAGAAACCUUUUUCAUGUGCUGAAUGUGGGAAACGUUUUAAAAAGAAAUACAGUCUUUCCAUGCAUGAGAGAAUUCACAUAAAUGAAAGGCCAUUUUCAUGUCCGGAAUGUGGGAAAUCUUUUACUAGGAAAUCACAUCUUAUUGGACAUCAGAAAACUCACACCGAAGAAAAAUCCUUUUCAUGCCAGGAAUGUGGGAAGUGGUUUAAGCUUAAACAUCAUCUUGAGAGACAUCAAGUAAUCCACACAGGAGAGAAACCAUUUUCAUGUUCAGAAUGUGGGAAAUGUUUUACUCAGAAAUCAGAUGUUGUAAAACAUCAGAUAAUCCAUGCAGGAGACAAACCCUUUCACACAAUAGAUAAACCAUUUUCAUGCCCUGACUGUGGGAAAUGUUUUAGUCAUAAAAUAAGUCUUAUGCAACAUCUAAGAAGUCACACAGGGGAAAAGCCAUUUUCAUGCUCAGAAUGUGGGAAAUGUUUUACUAGGAAAUCACAUCUUGUUGACCAUCAGAGAGUUCACACAGGAGAUAAAUCCUUGUCAGAGAUACACCAGGAAACUCACACAGGGAAAAAUACUUUUUUAUGUUCAGAAUGUGGGAAAUGUUUUAUUAGGAAAUCGGGUCUUGUUAGACAUCGUAGGAUUCACUCGGGGGAAAAGCCAUUUUCAUGUUCAGAAUGUGGAAAAUGUUUUGGUCAGAAAUCAAGUCUUAUUGAACAUUUAAAAACCCACACAGGGGAGAAGCCGUUUUCGUGUUCGGAAUGUGGAAGGUGUUUUAGUCAGAAAUUGGGUCUUAUACAACAUCUAAGAAUUCACACAGGAGAGAAGCCGUUUCCAUGUCCUGAAUGUGGGAAAUGUUUUAGUCAGAAAUCUGGUCUUGUUAAACAUCAAAGAACUCAUUCAGGGGAGAAGCCAUUUUAAUGUUCUGAGUGUAGGACAUGUGUGUGGAUCUCCACUGUAGGACCUGCUUGUCUGCCUGAUGCUUUCUGAGUAGAGAUGAGUUAAUUUCCCAAACAUUUGUUUAUUUUUGAUUCGCUUAUUUCUAGGUCUGAUGAUUAAUUUGUAUAUAUGACUGUAAUACAGAAAAUAAAGUGAUCACCGCUGUGAAGCCUCAGACGAUGAUCUGUCAUAAGCUGAUGGUAGAACAUCAUCCAUCACCACCCAUCAUCCAUCACCACCCAUCAUCCAUCACCACCCAUCACCGCUUCUUCUAAUCAGUUCUAGUUUAUCCAUCUUAUUGGUGAGGCUUCUGGCCUUAGACCUUAUGCACCAUGACCGCUGGAUCCUCACCAGCCCGUCGCACUAAUCUGUCCACCCAACCCGCGAUGUGCCGAACUUCAGGGCCAGGACGACAACACACUGUUCAACAAGUCAGAUUUCCCUGUCUGUCCCUCUAAUAACUGAUUCCUCACUACCAGCACCUUCUGGUCUGCACCUCCUCUCCUUACUGGAGCCGACACCCUUCUGUCAGUCUCUUGCUGCAGCAAUGCUUGUCCUGAACUAACAUUAUGAUCAUCUGUCAACUUGGCAAACUUGUUGGGGUUUUCCAGAAUAGAACUAUACCUCCCGGACACUCCUCGCUGUACCCCUCCAGAUCAGGACUACCCUCCCUGACACUAUUCCAUCUACCCUUCCAGAUUAGGACUAGCCUCCCUGACACUCUUCCCUCUACUCCUCCAGAUUAGGACUAGCCUCCCUGACACUUUUCCCUCUACCCCUCAAGAUCAAGACUAGCCUCCCUGACACUAUUCCAUCUACCCCUCCAGAUUAGGACUAGCCUCCCUUACACGCCUCCCUCUACCUCUCCAGAUCUGGACUAGCCUCCCUGACACUCUUCACUCUAUCCUCCAGAUCAGGACUAGCCUCCCUGACACUAUUCUCUCUACCCCUCCAGAUUAGGACUAGCCUUCCUAACACUUUUCCCUCUACACCUCCAGAUCAGGAGUAUCCUCCCUGACUCUCUUCCCUCUACUCCAGAUCAGGACUAGCCUCCCCGACACUCUUCCCUCUACUCCUUCAGAUCAGGACUAGCCUCCCCGACACUUUACUCUACUCUUCCAGAUCAGGACUGGCCUCUCUGACACUCUUCACUCUAUCCUACAGAUCCAGAUUAGCCUCCUGACACUCUUCACUCUAUCCUCCAGAUCAGGACUAGCCUCUCUGACACUCUUCACUCUAUCCUCCAGAUCCGGAUUAGCCUCCUGACACUCUUAAAUCUAUCCUCCAGAUCCGGAUUAGCCUCCUGACACUCUUAAAUCUAUCCUCCAGAUCCGGAUUAGCCUCCUGACACUCUUCACUCUAUCCUCCAGAUCAGGACUAGCCUCUCUGACACUCUUCACUCUAUCCUCCAGAGCAGGACUAGCCACCCUGACACUCUUCCCUCUACUCCCCCAGAUCAGGACUAGCCUUCCUGACCCUCUUCUAUCUACUCCAGAUCAGGACUAGCCUCCAGGAUACUCUUCCCUCUACUCUUCCAGAUCAGGACUAGCCUCCAGGACACUCUUCCCUCUACUCUUCCAGAUCAGGACUAGCCUCCAGGAUACUCUUCCCUCUACUCUUCCAGAUCAGGACUAGCCUCGAGGAUACUCUUCCCUCUACUCUUCCAGAUCAGGACUAGCCUCCAGGACACUCUUCCCUCUACUCCCCCAGAUCAGGACUAGCCUCCCUGACACUCUUAACUUUAUCCUCCAGAUGAGGACAAGCGUCCCUUACACUCUUCCCUCUACCCCUCCAGAUCAGGACUAGCCUCCCCGACACUCUUCCCUCUACAUCUCCAGAUCAGGACUAGCCUCCCUGACACUCUUCACUCUAUCCUCCAGAUCAAGACUAGCCUCUCUGACACUUUUCACUCUAUCCUCCAGAUCAGGAUUAUCCUCCCUGAUACUCUUCCCUCUACUCCUCCAGAUCAGGAUUAUCCUCCCUGAUACUCUUCCCUCUACUCCUCCAGAUCAGGACUAGCCUCCGUGACACUCUUCCUUCCACCCCUACAGAUCAGGACUAGCCUCCCUGACACUCUUCCUUCCACCCCUACAGAUCAGGACUAGCCUCCCCGACACUUCCCUCUACUCCUCCAGAUCAGAACUAGCCUCCCUGACACUUCCCUUUACUCCUCCAGAUCAGGAUUAUCCUCCCUGACACUCUUCCCUCUACUCCUCCAGAUCAGGACUAGCCUCCCGACACUUCCCUCUACUCCUCCAGAUUAGGACUAGCCUCCCCGACACUUCCCUCUACUCCUCCAUAUCAGAACUAGCCUCCCCGACACUUCCCUCUACUCCUCCAGAUCAGGACUAGCCUCCCCGACACUUCCCUCUACUCCUCCAGAUCAGGACUAGCCUCCCUGACACUUCCCUCUACUCCUCCAGAUCAGGACUAGCCUCCCUGACACUCAGUGAGUAGCAAACUUUUUUCAAUGUUAUCAAUGGAUCUGAAUGUUACCGCAAUAAUUACCCUCGAAUGGCUGCAGAAGGACAGAAUACAUGGUCAAUCCUGGAGAACAUUAUAUGCUUAAAGGGGCACUCCACCGCACACAUCUUAUCCCCAAUCUAAAGGAUAGGGGAUAAGAUGUUAGAUCACGGGGGUCCUGCCGCCGGGGACCCCACGAUCUUCGGGCAGGCGCCCCUGUUAUUCAGAUCAUGGUGCGAACUCAGCUCCGUGCCCGAUGACUGGUGAUGCAGGCCGCCACGCCCCCUCCCAUGGACAUUAAUGUAGGGGGCGUGGCGUCAUGUCCCUACAAGCGUCUGUUCUCCAGACGCCGCAGCUGCCGAAAUGUCCUUUGGAUAGGGGAUAAGAUGUGUGUGGCGGAGUACCCCUUUAGGGAGAUAUGAGAGAUACUAUGAUUUAUAUAAAACAACAACAGAAAGAAACAAAUAGUAAAUAAUCACAAUAACCACAUGAAGGAGGAAACA